Molecule: messenger RNA, 1208 nt
Organism: Amphimedon queenslandica
Lineage: Eukaryota; Metazoa; Porifera; Demospongiae; Haplosclerida; Niphatidae
Exons: 7
Coding region: 470-880 (136 amino acids)
Biological process (GO): signal transduction
Molecular function (GO): protein binding
Source: RefSeq, a predicted model, not a curated record
GCAAAUUAGUUUCUGUGUGGGAGUGAACUGUCAAGAUGGCCACUAGUGCCCGGGAUCAGGUUCGAGAUCAGUAAGGGAUACUGAAUGUAGAGGAUGGUUAUUUUAUGAGGAGAAAGGUUUAAAUGAAUAUGUAGCAACAUUUUCUGUAGCUAAAGAAGAAACACACUACAUUUAUAUCAAAAGGAAGCAUCCUCAUGCUAAAUUAGAUCAACGUACCUUCUCAAAGUUUAUAUUUGCCCAGCAAGACUCCACAUUUACAUCAAGAGGUGAUUAUAUUGAAUUAAAGUUUGAUACUCCACAAGCUAAGCCAACCACAGGAUGGAUUAUUAAACCUCACACAGUACCUUGUAGAAUAUAUAGAAGUGAUGUUGAUAAAUUUGGUCAGCCUCCCUAUUUUGAUCCUCCCUCCUGCAGUGUAUCAGUAUGUGCUACACCUGAUGCUGUUCCUAGACUACAUUAUACUAUACCAAUGAAAGGUGUGGUUGGAUAUCAUACAUUGAAUAUUAAAAGGACAUUGAUAAAAGGCCCUUUCUUAGACACUGGUGAUUUAGAUUAUGUACUUAACACAUUGGAUGAAGCUGGCUUCUCACAGACAAAAUGGAAACCUCUUUGUGAUGCCUUAGGAUUAUACUUUACUACACUGGAGGCUAUUGAGGCUGAGUAUGCUGAAGGUGUACAAGAAUGUCUUAGGCAAUGUCUAGUACAAUGGUUAGAGAGAGCUGAUGAUGUUGAUGUUAGAGGAGGUCCAACAAUGGCUUCUCUGUGUUAUUCUCUUGAGGACAUUGGUGAGAAAAUAGUAGCUGAUUACAUCAGAAAGAAUAUUAAUAAAGAUUCUCCAGAGUUAUCCCAGGUACUACAAAAUUAUAUGUUGCAUACAUAAUAUAUAUGCAGAAUGUAUGUGAAGUAUAUGUGACAUAUAAGUUUUAUAUAUAUUUGUCUUAAAUAUAUGUUUGCAUACAUAGUGACUUGUUUCCUACAUAUACAUUAAUUAUAUGUUAUAUGUAUGUUCCUAUUACACAUAUGAAUUGCAUAUAUUUUUAUCUUACAUAUAUGUUUGAAAACAUAUUGGACUGAUUGAUACAUAGAAAUUUAUUAUAUGUUUCAUAGGGACAUUUUUGUUGCAAUCACAUUAUAUAUGCAAAUUCUAUGUGAAUUAUGUUAUAUACAUGUGUACAGUACUACAUGUACAUAUACAUAUAAUUGCUUUA